Messenger RNA from Aegilops tauschii subsp. strangulata, 2112 nucleotides. RefSeq lists its product as uncharacterized. Lineage: Eukaryota; Viridiplantae; Streptophyta; Magnoliopsida; Poales; Poaceae. The record is from RefSeq and is a predicted model, not a curated record.
UCAUUCCAAACUCCAGCCUCUCCAGCAAUCGAUCCCCUUCUUCUCCUUCUCCUUUCUCCAGCCAACAAACAUGGUAAAGAAGCAGGAACCCUCCACCCCGGCGGCCGGCGGGACGCCGUGGAAGGGGCGGCUGCGCUCGCGCCACGCGACUCCGCUCAGCUCCCCCUCUCCGUGGAUCCAGUCCCGAUCCAGGAACCGGGACGAGGACGCGGAGGCCUGCAAGUUCAAGAAGCUGGCCGCCCCCACAACCCCGGGGAGAAGCCGAUGCACCCGCGGCGAGAGCGGCGGAGCUGAGGGACGACCUCCGAAGGCUCUCCCACGCCGGUCGGCGCGGCUUACCGGCCGGGAUCCGGAGCACCCUAUUGUGCUCGACGAGGCGGACGAGGAAUGCGAAGUCAGGGGUAACCAAUGGGCGAUUACGCCUGUUCAGAGAUCUACACGGUUCCAACGAGGUGAUAAGAGUGUGAGCAAGCCCUUGGUGGAGAAGCAAAGUCACCACAAACUGCUGCCGUUCACACCAAAUCCCCGCGACAUUCCCCAUAAUAGCAAGACUCAAAAUCAAAAUGCUGUUAAGAAAGACAAAAAACUAGAGAAUCCACCAAGGAGUAGCCAGAGAAUUGCUGCAGUAAAAGCUUCUGCAAGGAUGGAAAAACACAAUAAGCUCCAGACAGUGUAUGAAGAUUCCCAAGAUGCUCCUGCCAGGAGAAAGCCUGCAGAUGCAUCUUACAAAAAGAGUGAGAUGCAAGAGCCAAAGCCCAGUCGUGGUGAGGAGCUGACAGGAAAGAGGAAGAGAGGCACCGGAAGAAAGCAGGCAUCAAGGAAGCAAACUCACCAGGAGCACAAAUCUGAUUGUCAAGAAAUUGUACCCAUCACUGAACCCAGAAACAUCAUCCACAAGAAGAGUGAAAAUAAUCCUUCUUCCAUAGUGCAGUCUAAAAUUGGUGAUGAUACACUGAUGAACACCAAGGAAUGCAGUGAAGAGCUAAGUGGGAUUAAAGAAGGGGUACAGCAACAAUGUUGUGCGUCAGAUGAAUGGACAGAAGAGCAGGACACUAUAUUGCGCCAGGCUUACUUCACUGCUCGACCAUCCCCACAUUUCUGGAAGAAAGUUUCUAAAAUGGUGCCAGGCAAAUCUGCCGAAGACUGCUUCAAUAGAGUUCAUGCUGACCUCUCAACGCCCACUCCAAUUGCCCCUCGUCCUCGAAGUAAAACACAGUUCUCUCCUCUAGCACAUUUCACAUUGUCUGAUCCAAAAUUUCCAAACCUCUUGGAACCUCUAGCCGGAAGACCAAGGACUGCCAAACAAAAGAGCCAAUUAGCACAGAAGACAGUGAGACACUUGCUAAAGAAGCAUUCCCUCAUUGACCAAGCUCAAGAGGCUGAUCACUUCUCUAUAUUUGAGACUUCACCAUCUGCUUUACAAUUGAACAUUCCUCUUGACGAUUCUCCUGGGACCCCUGACAAUUAUCUAAAGUCCUUUUCCCUUCACAAGUACAGCGUGAGUUCUUCAGCACGUAAGAGACCGUUGUCAAGGUUGAAAACUAAGCAUGCUGAACCGAGUCCACCAGUACUGAAGCCUCUAAAGAAUACUGUUUUGCACGAGAAGUAUAUUAAUCAGUUGACCCGAAGAGAAGGCGCAAAAAAGCCUCGUAAGAAGGCUGCUGGCACCAAUGCAACUGAUCCUGAGAGGCCUCUUUCGGAGCAGCGAGCUGGUAGUGUGAAGGCUGCAAAGAAUGCUCUCAUUUCAGAAGCAACAGACUUCAUAGGCCAGUUUAAGAAGUUGCAAGCCAAUUCCCUUGCACAUGUUCUGGAAAACAGUGAAGACGACGAGGAUAAUUCGGUGUAGUGUCAUACUAGUGGUUCCAAGCUGCUUUUGGCAUAUAAUACUUGCCCCUCAAUGUUAAAGCAGCUAGAUAGCAUGUUAUCAACUAACUUUAGCUAGUACAAUAAGACUGUAAGAGACUGACGAUAGGUCACGGAAGUUAUCGCUCAGUGCAUUCUGUCAAGGAGGUUAUCAACGCAUUUCUAGCAUAUCAAGGUCAUGGUUAUCACUUAGUAUCACAUACUACAACUUUUGUGUGAAUAAAAGAACGUACAACUCUGUUCGCUUCA